AUGAACUUGAGGGUCGCGUCGGCUUGCACGAUGGAUCUCUACUCACUAGAUAAGUUUAAAACCUAUAAGAGUGAUUGGAAUUACCCCAUACACUUCCGUUACCAAGAACACAAGUCUUCAGCUAAGAAGGUCAAAAGUCCGGUCACCUUCCAACAAGCGAUCAAGGGGACGCUGAUCAUUGGACAAUGCUUUGGGUUGAUUCCCAUACUUGGAAUUGGCGGGGAUGAUCCUUCGAAACUUAGGCAAGUAUUGAUUAAAAUAUAUGGCAAACAUUUAUGGAACAUAUGCUUUUGUUGCAGGUUCAAAUACCUAUCAUGGCAUUUUGCGUACACUAUAGUAACAAUAAUAAGCCAGAUAGUUGUGACGUUACUGGUAUUAUUCAGUUUCUUUACAUAUUCCAAAUCACCUGUGGAAACUGCCAUCGACUUAAUAUUCUACUCGUUAGGGUUUACAACAACGAUCCUUUUUUUGCGAGUAGCGAAGCACUGGCCGAAGUUGAGUGCUCAAAUAUCUGAGAUCGAGGCAGCGGACCCAAACGCGGACACGAAAUUGAAAACAAAGUUUAAUGUUUGUUGUAUUGUCGUCUUGUUUCUGGCUUUUCUGGAGCACUUGUUCUCGGAGAUAUAUACUUCGUCCAUAGCUAUAGACUGCGAACCAGACGGUCCCUUCUACGAGACCUCACGAAAACACCGCUUCACUUGGCUGUUCUCCUUCUUUCCCUACAAUAAUUUUAUAGGAGUUUUGAUGCACUUCAUAAACAUUCAGUGCACGUUCAACUGGAACUAUUCCGACUUGUUUGUCAUUUGCAUGAGUAUUUAUGUGACUUCGAGACUUGAGCAGGUCAAUCAGCGUGUGCUUGCUGCUAAGGAUAAGAAUUCGCCAUGUUCUUUCUGGCGUACGAUACGCGAGGAUUAUAACAGAUCUGUCCACUUGGUCCGGCAAGUUGAUGACGUCAUCGGGGGGAUCGUCUUCACGUCGUUCGCGAGUAACUUGUUCUUCAUCUGCUCACAGCUGCUACACACGUUUUCAGGAGGUAUCAGCGCCACUCCGCGAUGCCGACCACAUCCUGCUGCCGAUUACAGAUUGUUCCGUGGCUACGAGAAUUCAAUAUACUUCGCGUAUUCCUUCAUUUUCCUGGUUGCGAGGGCCCUUGCCGUGUCCUUAACUGCAGCCAAAGUCCAUUCAGCAAGUUUAGAGCCGGCGUAUUCUUUGUAUGACGUGUCAUCCGCUACGUUUUGCGUCGAGAUAGAAAGGUUUCUGGACCAGAUACACGGGGAUACGGUGGCGCUCAGCGGACUUCAGUUCUUCAAUGUGAAGCGAGGAUUAGUUCUAACAAUAGCCGGCACUAUUGUGACUUAUGAACUGGUGUUGUUGCAGUUCGCCGGAGUCUCACCGGUAACGCCCGAGCCGAUUGAAAACAAUAUAGUUUAGUGUGGACUUAAAAGAUACAUUAAUAUUACGAAAUAGAACAACCAUUGUAGUUCGGCUAAGAAAAUUUGAAAAACUUUCUAUACUGUAAAAGAUAUGUAUAACAUUUUUUUUUGUUAUUCCAUUUGGAUGCUUGUCAGUUCAGUCAGUAGACAGUAUAGUGAACGUUGGCUAGUGUCACAAGAUACCAGCCAUCUGCGUGGGAAAUAUUUAGUUCACAACCGAUGCGGUAAGCGCCGAAAGGUGCCUUCAGUGUCCCCUUACUGUCAUACGGGUUAUGCAUGUUACCAAUCCGACCCGACCGGAGAAACACACCUUAUGGGAACAUACAUGCAUUCCGAAACUUAAAUAUAUCGUAAAAAUACCUGCUAAUACCACUACUAACAGAUCUUAUACUUCAGUUUAUCAAAAUAAUCUCGUAGUAGGACAUCUCUAAAUAUCAAAAUACGCAAUACUAUGGUAAUAAUAAUUAUCAAUUUAUGUAAUACAGUCAAUAUCUGUUUUAGUCCUCAAUAGAGCCAGAGUAACAGUUGAACUCGGGCCACAUUCCGUACCCGGGGGCUUAAUUUAGAAUAAUUGGAUGCCUAAAGGCUCUGUUAAAGACCAUUUUAGUAGCAGUUAUUCCUAAUAGUUUGUUUAAUUGCCUGACUUGGGACAAACAUUGUAUGGAGUAAUGUUAACUUAAUUGGUUAAUAAAUAUGUUGUAUCAUUGUGGUUGUUGUGUUUUUGUAUAUUAUUGUGUGGUUUCUUAU
Trichoplusia ni (cabbage looper) is the source of this 2180-nucleotide messenger RNA. RefSeq names its product gustatory receptor for sugar taste 64e-like. Gene Ontology annotation, biological process: detection of chemical stimulus involved in sensory perception of taste; sensory perception of chemical stimulus. The record is from RefSeq and is a predicted model, not a curated record. Gene Ontology annotation, cellular component: membrane. Bases 1 to 1431 code for a protein of 476 amino acids. NCBI's taxonomy places the organism in Eukaryota, Metazoa, Arthropoda, Insecta, Lepidoptera, Noctuidae. The transcript is spliced from 12 exons. Gene Ontology annotation, molecular function: taste receptor activity.